UCCAUUUCGUUCUCAACAAAGUUUUGUGUUCAAUCGAGGCUCAGAGACGCAAAAAUGCGUCGUCUUCUUGGAACGAUCGAGGCCGAUGUAGGCAGCCGACAAGCGGCGAUUGACUAGUAGGGUAUGAAAAGUGGAUUUUUUCUGCCGCAAAUGCCACCGGCACUGCGACAGGGUAGUACAAGAACACAUGAUGAUCCUUCGAGUAAUAUAGCAAUCAUGUCUGCAACGUCGACUGUUGGUUCGGGCGGUGUGCCGCCGUGGGUGUUUGGUGUAGCCCUCCAGAAUGCAUCAUCCUUUACGUGCACGCUGGGCUUAGUUUUGCAAAAAUGGGCGACUUCACGGGGAACUGACGUUGUGCGGUGGGUGUGGGCUUUCGGCUUCGCACUCUUUAUUCUCGGCCAGCUGCUGAUGCCUCCUGCCUUAACAAUGGCGCCGCAGUCUGUCCUCUCCUGCCUAACGCCAACAACGCUACUCUUUAAUUCAGUACUACGCAUAUCACGUCAUAGACGAAUACUUAUUAUAUAUUGAUUCUAGUAUUUGACUUUGUGUUACGUGUAGUUUCCAACAUAUUGAAGUUUUUUCUCAGGCUUAAUGAUCAUGGAGGGCUAGGCAUAAGCUGUAUGAUGACUAUCGCCAUGGUAUUUUUUGAUACAAACUACACGCGAUUGCUCUCGACAAGAAUACUAGCAAUUUACGAAGUAGUAAAAAGUAACAGGAAGUUAUUAAACUCGCGAUGCUGUUGUAAUAUAGGUGACGUCCAUAUACUCAGAUACCGACACCUAACCUACCAGUUUUUGACACCAUGUAUUUUGUCGGAGCGGUUCACAGCCUUUCACGCGUUGUCAAUCCUCUUUAUCUUCGUGGGAUGCGUGGUAACCGUGCGCUUUGGUAUGCAUCCCGAAGCUGUUGGAGUGGAGAGUUUAGAUUAAGGCUACCAAGCGAAAACCAAAAUGCUGCAACCUGCACCCCUACAGCUCUACAGCUACAACAACAUAUCAUGUACGUUAAAGAUACGGCAACUACACGAUGCUACAAGUAGCUGCUAGCACUACUUCUAGCAUUUGAUGAUCCUGAUGAUUGACGAAGAUGACUUCUCCAGCAGUUUUAGAGAUUAUUCAUAGCAGAAAGAUGUUCAUCCAUCGAAAUGAACCAAGUACAGCAUGGGUGGGGUACUUCUGGUUCACUCUAAUUGGCUCUGAAUCGCACACUGUACCUUGGUACUAGACCCCUCUUUUUAGCACUGGUCCUGGCCUCCCUUCUGGUCGCAGUGAGCGUCGCGCGACCCGUCCUUUCCUGGCGUCUGAGCGGGAAGCCCGUCGCUGCCUUGGCGCAAAAGGUGACUCCAUUGCAAUUGAUCCUUCUGAGCACGAUUUUUGGCGCAAUAUCGGUCACAAACACGAAGAUUGUGUCCACGCUCUUUGCGGAUGGGUUCCUUGCCGCGAGACCGACGAACGGAAACUCAGUGGAAAGCUCGCUUCUUCCACACCCGACGUCGACUUCUCCGGGGGAUACUUCAUCAGUUGCACGAAACGUGGUGCUGGAUCCACAAGCGGGUGCGAAUGUUCAGGGAGCGUUCGAGCAGCGACCACGCGGAAUCGUCGCUGCAGAUUCUGGCUUGUCGAUAGUGACUGCCGCAGGAGCGUCUUCGAGUACGUCAAUUGAACAAGCGGCGACAACAAGUAGCAAUCCCCUUGCUUGGCUAUUUUUGACACCAACGGGGCUCAGCGCGCUCGUGCUCAUUCUUUUUGGAAUUGCUGGCGUCGCGGUUUUUUCUAUCUCGCUGCUGAAUCUCUCAAUGUUUCUCUUCAGUAGUCUUACGACAGUCACUCUAAACUGCGCUUUGGGCCUCGUGAUGCAGCUGAUCUACGGAGCAGUCUAUUUCGAAGAGUACAAAUUUUAUUACGGCGGCAUGAUGGCGAAACAGGUUUUGAAAUUACCGCUUCCUUUUACCUUCUCACAAAGUCUCUACCAAGCCUCCACAGAGUAAAACGCAACACUUCGAAAUUUUGUGGCGGUACUAGCCAUUACGUGGUCGGUGCGAGAAAAACAUUAUUAUAAAUAUAUUUAUAAUAUAUGUACCUGAUAUAAUCGGUUACGGUUCUCUUGUUGUACAGCACGCAUGCACGAAGUAGAGGACCUGUUGGAGAACGACCUCUUCGUAGGCUAUUUUUCUCGACUUCUAAUUCUAUACGAUGAGCACGGCUUCUGCGACACUUUGUGGCAUUUGCUUUUCGCUGCUUGGCAUGGGGUGUUUGUAUUUGCAGGGGAAAAACGAGGAGGGCCAGCCUGACGGUCAGUCGUUACUCUCGUUGCAGUCUGGCAAUGUUGAUGAUGAGAAAUCAGCGUCCACCUCUCGUGAAGAUAGCAGGAUAAGUAUGGAGAUUAUGGGUGGGGGCGGUGGCACUCCAUCUUCCACGUCUUCCAUCCUCUGUUCAGCAGUUUCGUCGUCCCCUACACAGUCCCGCGGUGUCUUUGCGUUGGACGCAUCAGCUCCAUCACGCAGCUCAGCCUGUCAAGUUCGUCUCUCGUCGGGUAUGGAAGACGAUGCGCCCACCACCAGUUUCUCGAAAUUGGUGGAUACGGAAGACCCCUCAAGUUAAGGUCAACAUUUAGUACACCCCAGUACAUCUCUUAAGUUGGUAGAUACGGAAGACCCCUCAUACUAUCUUGUUUUACCAGUGGUAAAGGAUGAGCACUAAGACGCAUGAUGAUGGUGAUGAUAAGGUCAAUAGUAAGAGUCCAUCUCUCUCGGCAUCUUAGCGCCCUUUUGUUCCCUUGUAUUUAUUCAUGGGGAACAAAGGGGUCGAGAUGAGGGGAUUGAGAUGGAUAAAAGCUAAAGCUGACUCUAAUCAAGGACACAAGACCCAAGUGUAGCACCAAAAAAUGUCGGAACUAGACUGUCUUUGUCACGAGCUCUUGUUGUUGGUAGCGUCAGUCGUGGAGGUGUUCCACCAGUAGUUGGUGGCAUUGGGCGCCCGUCCUCUAGCAAUGAGCAGGGGUAUACCAACAUUCCCAACAGCACAUCAAAACAUCACAUCCAUGAUACAACUGAUGGGAGAAAGAAAAACUAGUUCUUGCAAGCCAUUGCUACUUCUACAAAUUCGAAUUACUAAUCAUCUUCCUAUCUGGUUCUUACUUAGGCGCUUCGACUUCCCAGUAUUUAUGCGCAAGACCACGCCUCUGUAGUUGAGAAUACUGCUACUUGUCGUCGUGUCAACUUUGAAAAUAUUGAUUGGUCUUUGUGACGGUACUGUGUUUUCGAUGAAGUAUUUCUUACAUAAAUUUCUGUCCUUUACCGAUCUGUUGCGAAUAAGCCAUGUGACAG
Amoebophrya sp. A25 is the source of this 3325-nucleotide messenger RNA. The record is from the annotation of a GenBank genome assembly. Lineage: Eukaryota; Dinophyceae; Syndiniales; Amoebophryaceae.